AUGUCAUAUUGUUUUUAUUUUGGAUGCCACAGGAUUUAUUUAUUUAUUUUCCUGUUGUCAUCUGUUUUGACUUUAAAUAAUUCAUUUGCUAUAACAUCAUCUAUUUCAUCUGAAAGUACACCUUAUUGUUCAUUUUUUUCUAAUCGAGCACCAAGUCCACAACCAGCAUUAACAAAUUGUACAUGGUUUAAAAAGAAUAGCUGUUGUCAUGAUAAUGAAGUACGACUUAUUUUUUCUCAAGUCCGUCCAUUAAUUGGUUCAUCAUCAGAAUGUACACGUUUUAUAAAUGUAUUAAUGUGUUAUGUAUGUUCACCAUUGCAACAUGUAUUUUAUCGUAGUGAACGUUUACAUGUAUGUUUAUCUUAUUGUAAUCGAAUGUAUAAAGCAUGUGCAACAGCAUUAAUGAAAGGUAUACCUGUUGGUAAAUUAUAUGCAAAUGGACGAGAAUUUUGUCUUUCACGACGUUUUGAAAUCAAUGAUAUUUAUAAUUCAUCAUCAUGUUUUUCUGAUGAUGAUUUAAGUAUUCAAAUCAAACAAAAUAAAAUUGGUGAUGUUAAUAUUGGUUCCACAAAUGUUGAACGACCAAACUUAUUUAAAUUAUUUAUUGUUAUAUGUCUAGCAGCAAUGCUUAGUUUUAUUUUAUGUUAA
Messenger RNA from Rotaria sp. Silwood2, 648 nucleotides. The record is from the annotation of a GenBank genome assembly. NCBI's taxonomy places the organism in Eukaryota, Metazoa, Rotifera, Eurotatoria, Philodinida, Philodinidae.